AUGUCCGGUGUGCCGGCAUAUGUUACAUGUGCCUUCGUGGAAGAGCCAGAAAACCACCCGGAAACCUCUUCGCGUCAUCGCGAACUGCUUUCCGAACCAUUCGAUGACCAUCCUGAUGGGAAGUUAUACAGCCCUGGGUAUUUUGACGACGUAGAAGAUCGCGAGGAAUACAAACCUGGCGGAUUUCAUCCUGUUCAUCCUGGGGAUAACCUUGGAAGAGAUAAUCGAUUCCGAGUCAUACACAAGCUUGGAAAUGGAGCACUUUCAACAGUAUGGCUUUGUCGAGAUUACGAGAAGAGCAAGUACGUGGCUUUGAAAAUCAUCAUAGCGGAUGCACCUCGCGAUGUCUGUUCCGAGUUGAAGGUAGUUCAUCGCAAAGAUCUAGACCUCGACCAAGCUGGAGGGAAACACAUUGCGCUACCCCUCGACCAUUUCUGGAUUGACGGACCGAGUGGUUCGCAUCUUUGUCAAGUACUCCCAGUUUCGGGGCCACGAGUCCCUGUUAUAUGGCGUACAUUUCCAGACCCUAGUAAACCCGCUAUAAAUAUUUCUCUACAAGUCACAAGCGGUUUACAAUUUCUUCAUAGGAACGGAAUUCGUCAUGGUGGACUUUCGGAUCUCGACGGUCUACGCGAAGAACAAGUUGCUAUGGAAUUAGGGGAGCCUCGAAAGGAGGGACUUCUUACAGAAUUAGACGAAACUCCUGGACCAUCAGCCCCAAAAUACAUCGUCCAACCCAUUAACCUGGAGGCACUCGACCCUAGGCACCUCAUAGACCUAGCCUGUAUUAUUGACUUCGGCGAGUCAUAUGAUUCAUCUAGUCCGCCCGAGGGCCUAGGAAUUCCACCAGGCUGCUGCUCACCCGAGCUCAUAUUUGAUAGUUUGGUUGGGAUUGCUAGCGAUAUCUGGGCGCUUGCCUGUACAAUUUACGAACUUCGCUCUAUGAGUAGGCUUUGUGAAACCUGGGAUGGCGAUGAUGAUGAAGUAAUCCUGCAAAUAGUUAGACUACUAGGAAAGCUCCCUGAACCGUGGUGGCCCUUUUGGGAUGCACGAGAUCGCUGGUGCAAGGAAGACGGCACACCGAUCGUUGAUCCUGAUAUAGGAAUAGCCUUUGCGACGCCUUUCACGGUUGAUGAACUUAUUGCCCUAGGUGUGCACUUCAGGAUUGGUAGUGCGACUGGGCCCUGGGUCCCGUGA
Molecule: messenger RNA, 1197 nt
Organism: Venustampulla echinocandica
Lineage: Eukaryota; Fungi; Ascomycota; Leotiomycetes; Helotiales; Pleuroascaceae
Exons: 3
Coding region: 1-1197 (398 amino acids)
Biological process (GO): protein phosphorylation; regulation of mRNA processing; spliceosomal complex assembly
Molecular function (GO): ATP binding; protein kinase activity
Source: RefSeq, a predicted model, not a curated record